AUGGGCUUUGACUCUUCCAAUGGCUCUUCAGCGGCCAAGUCGGAGGAGGAAAAGCAGAGGCUGAAGAAGGAACGGCUAGAGGCGUGGAAGAAGCAGAGAGAGCUGGAGAAGAAGGGAAAGAGCGCUACGCCCGAGCCGGCUGUACUGGGCAGAAAUGGCCCGAGCAACGGUCAACCGCCAAUACCCCCUCGAAAUGCCCCUGCACCCGCCAAACCGCAAGCUGCACUGCAGAUGGGCGCCAUGGGUAAAAUCAAACUCGGCGGCAAUAUCGGCGGAUCUCAUCUAAAACGUACGAUUUCCGAGCUCGAUGACGAGGACGCACCGGAACGGAAGCUCAUCCGGAUCGAGGGAUUGCCGGACAUUAACCCGGAGGUCCAGUCUGGUGAGGCGGUCGAGGAGGGACUGGUCGGUGAGGACUUUGCGGAUGAGGACGCCGGAGUAGGGGCUGUCAAGGUGGAACUCAAGGAGAAUGGGAUGGAUAUUGAUGCAGAGAUGGAGCGUCGGACGGGAGUGAAAGAAGAGAAGAUGGAGGUGGACGCGGUGGAAGAGGAGGAAGAAGAGGAGGACGAGCUGGAGGCGUACAUGAAGAGCUUGAACAAGGAGAAGAGCAAUGUCGACCAGGCGGAUGCGAAGCGGGCGGGACUGGCGGCGAUCGAUCCAGAGUCAGAGGAUGACGAGCCGGUCAAGGAGGUCAAGGACGGGGACUCGCUCGAGAAGCAGGAGGCGAUGUUGGCCGAGGCGGCGGCCAAGACCAGAAAGAAGGAUCUUCCACCCCCGGACCACUCUAAGAUCGACUACGAACCCUUCCGCAAGAACUUCUACUCUGCCUCGGCCGAGGUGCUCGACCUGACCGAGGAGGAGGCGGAGCUCAUGCGGCUCGAGAUGGACGGUAUCAAGAUCCGAGGGAUCGACGCGCCCCGCCCCGUCCAGCGGUGGGGUGCGCUCGGGUUGCCUAUGGCGUGCCUGGAUGUCAUCCAGGCGCACAAAUGGGAGAAGCCUACCGCUAUUCAGGCACAGGCGAUACCGGCCAUCAUGAGCGGACGGGACGUCAUCGGGAUCGCCAAGACGGGAUCUGGAAAGACCAUCGCCUUCCUCCUCCCGCUGUUCCGGCACGUCAAGGAUCAGCGGCCGAGUACGGGACUCGAGGGUCCUAUCGCCGUCGUUGUCGGACCUACUAGGGAGCUGGCGUUGCAGAUCUACAAGGAGGCCAAGUCGUUCUUGAAGGCUAUGCGGCUACGGGUCGCAUGCUGUGUCGGCGGUGUAUCUAUUAGCGAAGAUAUCGCCAACAUGAAGCGCGGAGCGGAUAUUGUCGUCUGCACCCCCGGACGUCUCAUCGACCUCCUCACCCACAACAAUGGUCGGAUCACCAAUCUCCGUCGGUGCACCUAUCUCGUGCUUGACGAGGCGGACCGGAUGUUUGACAUGGGCUUCGAGCCGCAGAUCAUGAAGAUCUACAACCAGAUCCGGCCGAACGCCCAAAAGGUGCUCUUCUCUGCCACGUUCCCCAAGACCAUGGAAGGUCUUGCCCGCAAGAUCCUGACCAAACCUCUGGAGAUCACCGUUGGUGGUCGCUCGGUCGUCGCGGCGGAGAUCGACCAGCGGGUCGAGGUCCGGGACCAAGACACCAAGUUUACUCGUCUCCUCGAGAUUCUCGGGGAGAUGAGCAACAACUGUCCGCCCGGGGAAGACUUCCGCGCCCUCAUCUUUGUCGAUCGGCAAGAAUGGGCAGACGACCUCUUCCGCGAUCUACUGCAGAGGGGGUAUGUCUGCUCGUCCUUGCACGGCGGGAAAGAGCAGGUCGAUCGGGAAGAUGCCAUCCGGAACUUCAAAUCGGGCGAUAUCCCUAUUGUCGUUGCGACGUCGGUGGCUGCACGAGGACUGGAUGUGCCCCAGUUGAGGUUGGUGAUCAACUAUGAUUGCCCGAAUCAUCUGGAGGAUUACGUGCAUCGGGCGGGAAGGACGGGGCGGGCGGGGAAUACAGGCGUGUGCGUCACGUUCAUCACGCCGGAACAGGAGCGGUAUGCGGUGGAUAUACUACGGGCGCUGGAGGCGAGUAAUGCGUUUGUGCCAAAGGAGCUCAAGGAUAUGUCGGAUGGCUUCCUCGCCAAGAUCAAGGAUGGCCGGGCCAAGGCUGUCCGCUCUGGUUUCGCCGGAAAGGGUCUGGACCGUCUCGACAAGAAGCGGGAAGAGAAGGACAAGGCGGAAAAGCACACGUACGGCGACACGUCGGAAGCGCUCUCCCUCUCUUCCCGCGAAGGCGCCGUCAUCCCCUACAAACCUAAGGAGACGACCAACCAGUUCAAGCCGGCCGAGCGGGACAUGCGCAACGAGUCGGACUAUACCUUCACCGAGAUCCACGUCGACAUUAUCAACGGACCUGCCCCGGACCGACUCUUCAACCCCGCCCUCUUCACCGUCUCUGGCAAUUCUGGCAAAAACAGCCUCGCCGCUCUCCCUGCGCAAACCCUCGCGGCCAUCGAAAAGGCCAAAGCCGAGGGCCGGACGGUGGAUGCCUCGCGUCUCGCUCGGGUCGUCGCCCAGCUCCACAAAUCUAUCCAGGAGCAAAAGACGGAUGUGUCCUCGGCGGCUAUUGCGGAGAUGACGCGCAUGAAGCCCAAAGACCCCGAUGCGACCGACUGGCACGCCGUCUUCCCCAUCAAUGACUAUCCUCAAAAGGCGCGGUGGAAGGUGACGAACAAGGAGCAGAUGACGCUGUUGAAUGAGAUUUCGGGGGCGAGUGUCACGAUGAGGGGCGUGUAUUACCCGCCAGGGGAGGAUCCGAAAAUUGGGAAUGAGCCGAAAUUGCAUUUGCUCAUUGAGAGUAACGAUGAGAGUAAGGUCAGGAUGGCGGUCGAGGAGAUUAGGAGGACGUUGGUCGAGGGGUCAGUGGCGGCUCUACAGGCUACGGACAGGGGCGGACCAUCGAGCGGGCGAUACAACGUAUAA
Messenger RNA from Dioszegia hungarica, 2946 nucleotides. RefSeq names its product putative pre-mRNA splicing factor. Gene Ontology annotation, cellular component: nucleus. The transcript is spliced from 5 exons. NCBI's taxonomy places the organism in Eukaryota, Fungi, Basidiomycota, Tremellomycetes, Tremellales, Bulleribasidiaceae. Gene Ontology annotation, biological process: mRNA splicing, via spliceosome. The record is from RefSeq and is a predicted model, not a curated record. The coding region runs from base 1 to 2946 and encodes 981 amino acids. Gene Ontology annotation, molecular function: nucleic acid binding; ATP binding.